AUGUAUGCAAGAUACAUCCCUCCGUCUGGAGGCCAGAAACCUCUGCGCAAUAACGAGGGUUCUUCGGCUACGAAACAGUCGCCUGCACCAUCAGCUGCCACGACUACAAAUCCGGACGGACUUUCCUACUCUCGCUAUAUUCCGGGCGCCAAAACUACACAGCAAGAUGCGUUGCCGAUAAUUCAGCGGUUUGAUGAUGAGUCGAAUUCUACAACGCCGAAGAGAAAACGAGACGAAGAGGAGCAACUGCCCGUAUCCGAAAAUAAAAAGUCAAAGAAACCAAAGAAAGAGAAACAAAACAGUGACUCAGAAGAUAUCGAAAGCACCUCCAAGGGACAGAGAGUGAAGCAGUUGAAGAAAGAAGAGAAGAAGAAGAAGAAGGACAACAAGAAAAGAGGUGCAUCAGACGAUGAAGACGACGAGCCCACCUCCAAUGAAUCAACAUCUCACCAACAAGAAGCCGAUGUCGACGGCGAAGACAAUAGCGCCUAUGACGAAGACGCCGAUAUGGUAGAUGAGGGCCUUGAAGCCGAAAGCGACCCGGAAUCCUCUGAGCCCGCUGAGAAGCAGAAGAAGCCGCCCAAAAGAGAGAAGAAGAAGAAAUCACAAGACGCUGAUACGGAAGAGGCUCAAGAAGAGGAGGAGGAUAAGCGACACAAAGCCGUUUUUGAGCGAAAGGCCAAAUCUCUCAAGUACUCAGAUAUGAUCAAAGAGCAAGGCAUCGUAGAAGAGCCGGAAGAGCCUGCCGAGCUCCACGGCUUAGAGCCUCUCCCACAGCCCGAACCCGCCGCACCAAGCACAGCCAAACCAACGUACGAGACACUCCCGCCGUGGCUUGCAGCGCCAAUCCGCGUCUCGCAAGACGCGCGAACACCUUUCGCGGAUCUCGGGGUCCUUCCCAAAGCAGCUCGGUUUCUGGAACAGAAAGGCUAUACAGAGGCUUUUGCCGUCCAGACAGCGGCCCUGCCGUUAUUGCUCCCGACAAAUAAACAACAACCGGGCGAUCUCCUCGUUUCAGCGGCGACUGGUUCUGGAAAAACUCUGGCCUAUGCUUUGCCCAUUGUAAGAGAUCUGAGUAACAGUGUCGUCACAAGACUGCGCUGCCUUGUUGUCCUGCCCACUCGUGAACUCGUCAAGCAGGCACAGGAAGUAUUCGAGCUCUGCGCAAAGGCAUACGAGGGAGAGGACAGGAAAAGAGUACGCAUUGGCAUCGCGAUUGGCAACCAGUCCUUGGCUUCGGAACAAGAUAUUCUCGUGACCAAGGAGACGCGAUACGACCCAGAGGCCUAUAAGCAGCUCGAAGAAGAGGCAUCGUCAUCAAAAAGUGCCAGCGAAGAGGACCUAGACGAGCUUCUCACCAGCUCUGACACACGGCGCACCAACCCUCGCAUCGGCCCUUGGCAAGGUCAAGUCAUUGAUUUCCAUUCCAAGGUCGACAUCCUCAUCUGCACGCCCGGCCGCCUCGUCGAGCACAUUGACCAAACACCGGGUUUCACGCUCUCCUAUAUCCGCUGGCUCGUCGUUGACGAGGCCGAUAAGCUUCUCGCACAAAGCUUCCAGGGUUGGCUCGACGUUGUUCUGGAGAAAUUCAAGGUCAGCCACUACGGCGCCAGAGAUUUUCCCGACAUGCCUUACUCGGGCGUCCGCAAGAUUCUUCUCAGUGCCACUUUGACUAGGGAUUUGAGUCUGCUGAAUCAGCUCGCGUUGAAGAGGCCGAAGCUGAUUGUCCUGGAAAGCGGCAGUGACGUACAAGUUGCAGAGCACUCUUUGCCGGAAUUGCUGAGAGAGUACGCCGUGAGAGUGCAUGAUGCGAAUCUCAAGCCGUUGUAUCUCCUCGAUCUUCUACGGAGCCGACAUAUGGCUAUUGACAAUGAUGCGACCAAGUUAGACAAGGCUGCUACAGAGAAACAAUCAGGCUCGGCUUCAGAGACGAGCUCUGACGGUUCAAGCUCUAGUUCCGACUCUGAUUCAGACUCCGACGAUUCGGACACUACUUCAGAUUCUGACACUAGCUCAGAUUCGGAUUCAGACUCAGACGCAAAUUCAAGUACAAAAGAAAAGAAGCCACAUCCUUCGCUACCCAACUCGCAAAUACCCAGAGCUCUCAUAUUUACAAAAUCCAACGAAGCCGCGCUGCGAUUAUCACGACUGCUCACCAUCCUCGACAAGUCCCUCGCCACACAAAUCAGCACCCUCACAUCCACCACACCCACCAGCAUCCGCCGCAAGACCCUGCGAGCAUUCACUACCCCUUCUUCGCCGCUGCGCCUCAUCAUCGCAUCCGAUCUUGUCGCACGUGGUAUUGAUAUCCCCAAGCUGCCACAUGUCGUCAACUACGACCUUCCCCCCAGCGUGGCCGGCUAUGUUCAUCGUGUAGGCCGAACUGCUCGAGCAGGCAGAUCUGGAUGUGCCUGGACGCUUGUGGGAGACGGAGAGAGCGGUUGGUUCUGGGGCAAGAUUGGUAAAGGCGCCGGCGUGAAGAGAGCGCAGAAGGUGGACCGAGUAAUGAUAGAGGAGAUGAACGACGAUAGAAUAGAAGAGUAUGAGAGUGCGCUGGAGAAGCUAGGCAAGGAGGCGCUCGAGUCGCGGAAGAGAUAG
Molecule: messenger RNA, 2598 nt
Organism: Trichoderma gamsii
Lineage: Eukaryota; Fungi; Ascomycota; Sordariomycetes; Hypocreales; Hypocreaceae
Exons: 1
Coding region: 1-2598 (865 amino acids)
Cellular component (GO): nucleus
Molecular function (GO): nucleic acid binding; ATP binding
Source: RefSeq, a predicted model, not a curated record